AUGGAUGAAGAGACGAAGAAGAUGUAUGCAAUGAGCGCAUCACUUCGGCGCUUGUGCUGCCCAAAACCAUCAAGCGGGAAACUGGAGGUGUCACCGGAGGUGUACAAGCAGUGGAAAUUGGGUGGAGACCAAAGGAAAGCCCUUUUGAAAGUCUUGAUCAAUGCUGAUGGGAACCGGGAGUUGUUCAAGAAACGCAUUGAACACAUACAGAAGAGAUCCCGUCGCAAUAAGCUACAUGUUCAGAAGGGCUUCUACACGAAAGAGAAAAUGCGUACACAAUUGAAGUGGAAUGCGUCCCGAAUCAAAGCAGCUGUGAAGUUCUGCACCCAGCCAUCCAGAGCUAAGACAUAUGUGAGGCGCGACAAGUAUGAAAGCAACAUCAAAGAGUAUUGGGUGGAUGUUGAGACCACCGGUUCUUUCGAAGCUGAGGAAGCUGAGGAGCUUAAUGAUCAUACCAUUGGUGAGGGUGAUGCCGGAGAUUCCUUCACUCUUGGUCUCCCAGCCUCACAGGUCCUGGCUGAUCACCAAGGCGAUGAACCUGAAGAUGUCACGGACAUGGAUGUGUCGGAAGACGAUGGCGAUGGCGCAGGUAGCUCUAAGUCAAGGGCUAAGGUCCCACCAAAGAAUGAUGCUGAACGGGAGCAUGCUCUUGAGGCUGUGGAGAAUGUGGGACCUGUGAUGGCAAACGUUUUGCGCGUCAGCUGCAAGCUGGAUACUGACCGUGAGAAGUUGAUGGCAUUAGAUCAAACGCCUGAGGUGCAAAAGAGCAUUUCGGCCGUUGACACGUUCCGGGCUUCGCUGAUGACCUACCAUGACCAAUUGGCUGAUCUCAAGUCAUACUUUGAUGGUCGGGGUUCUGAUUCCUUUGAUGAAGGGAAAGUGAAGGCAUUGGACAACCUGGUCGAAAAGGUUGAAGCUGAGGCAUCGCGCGCGAUGAUGGAAGAUACGAAGCUCCGAAAGACCCUGCUGAAGCCCAUGAAAGAAGCCAAAGGUGCCUACUUUGACUGGGUGCUGGCCGCACUUCUCCUGCAGGUGAACCAGGGCCAAAACGGCUUCCAUGUGGUCCUGCUGCAAAAGCAAUUGCUACUGCGGUGGCUCAUGGGGGUCUAUGGAGGGAAAAAACAGAAAAACAAACCUCUUUUGAAGCUCAUGGGCCAUUUGGCAAAUGAGUUGAAGGUGGCUUUCUACCACGGUAUCGAUGUGUCUUGCUUCGACUGGGAGUUUUACGGUGGUGCUUUUGAUGACCAGUGCGCGGCUAUAUUUGAAGAUCUUAAGGACUUCUGUUCGAGAAAACAUCUCUCACUUCAUAUGACUGGUUUGACUCGCACAUUGCUGGGAUAUAGCAAAUCCAGUGAGUAUCCAACUGCGAAUUGGUUCAAGGGACAAGACACGGUUUCCCUCCUACGGUUUUUGGAGGAACGUAUUGAGAUGGAGAUACCACACAUAGAUGCGGAGUCAAAGCAAUACUUCAAAGCAAUGCUUUCAACAGUGGCUGCUGCAAACUCCUUUUUUAGUUGUAUGUAUCAGGCAGCGCUGUUUCUCAAGCCUUCUGAGCGAGAUCUUUUGUUGGAUUCUGGGCAUACUUGUGCCAAUGCCUACAGGGAUUGCGCUCAAAGAGCAUUUGCGUGGGGGAUUACGCGGUGGAAAUUUCAACCCAAACUCCACUUUUUCGGAGAGAUCCUGCAUCCGUUAGAGGUGCAGCAGCGCGAAAACCGCCCAUCCGUCAACCCACUGGCCUGGGGUACUCAGGCUGACGAAGAUUUUGUUGGCACUAUAUCGACUUUUAGCCGCAUGGUCAGUGUACGGACGGUCCAUGAAAGGACCAUCCAAAAAUACCAGGUAGGAUUGGCCAUGAGAUGGUGAAGGGAGG
Cladocopium goreaui is the source of this 1870-nucleotide messenger RNA. NCBI's taxonomy places the organism in Eukaryota, Dinophyceae, Suessiales, Symbiodiniaceae. The record is from the annotation of a GenBank genome assembly.